Elaeis guineensis (African oil palm) is the source of this 1483-nucleotide messenger RNA. RefSeq names its product probable xyloglucan endotransglucosylase/hydrolase protein 6. Gene Ontology annotation, molecular function: hydrolase activity, hydrolyzing O-glycosyl compounds; xyloglucan:xyloglucosyl transferase activity. The record is from RefSeq and is a predicted model, not a curated record. Gene Ontology annotation, cellular component: cell wall; apoplast. Lineage: Eukaryota; Viridiplantae; Streptophyta; Magnoliopsida; Arecales; Arecaceae. Gene Ontology annotation, biological process: cell wall biogenesis; xyloglucan metabolic process.
AAGAAUCACAGGAUGAGUGAGAGAGAGAGAAGAAAACAACAGUUAAAGCGAGGGCCAGGCACGGCUUGCUCUUAGCUGGAAGACAUGGCUGUCAUGGGGGCUUUCCAUUUCAAUGAAGGAAUCCCCAUCUCCAAUUCCCUUCUUCUUCUUCUUCUUCUUCUUCUUCUUCCUGCGUAUGUCUCUCCUCCUCUCUCCCUCCCUAUAAAACCCCCACCCUUCCGCCAUUCUUUCCACAAAUUACCGCACUCACAAAACUACCCUCUUUCUAAUCCAUCACCAGCACCACCACUGCUACUAUUAUUCUUGCUACAUAGUGGCAGUGGGACUAUGGAGCACAGCAGUCUCUCUCUUCUCUUCCAUCUCCUCACACUCGCCACCUAUGUAUCAGCCCGACCGGCCACCUUCCUCCAAGACUUCCGCAUCACUUGGGCCGACUCUCAUAUCAAGCAGCUGCAAGGAGGCACUGCCAUUCAAUUGACCCUCGACCAAUCCUCAGGAUGUGGGUUUGCUUCCAAGAGCCAAUACUUGUUCGGACGUGUGAGCAUGAAGAUUAAGCUCAUUCCCGGCGACUCCGCCGGAACGGUCACCGCCUUCUAUUUGAAUUCCAAUACCGACAGGAUCCGUGAUGAGCUCGAUUUUGAGUUCUUGGGGAAUAGGACUGGACAUCCUUAUACGGUCCAGACCAACGUGUACACCCGUGGGAAAGGUGACCGGGAGCAGAGGGUCAACCUUUGGUUUGAUCCUGCUGCCGACUUCCACACCUACUCGAUCCUGUGGAACCACUACCAUGCCGUAUUCUUUGUGGACGAAGUCCCGAUCAGAGUGUUCAAGAACAACGAAGCCCGGGGCAUACCGUUCCCCAAGUCACAGCCCAUGGGAGUGUACUCCACCCUAUGGGAGGCCGACGACUGGGCUACGCGAGGAGGGCUCGAGAAGAUAGAUUGGAGCAAGGCCCCAUUUUAUGCUUACUAUGAGGAUUUCGAUAUCGAGGGCUGCGCCAAACCUGGCCCAGAAAGCUGCGCUUCCAACCCAAACAACUGGUGGGAGGCCCCGGCAUACCGCCAGCUUAGUGCAAUCCAAGCCAGGAAAUAUAGGUGGGUUCGUGUGAACCACAUGAUCUAUGACUACUGCACCGAUAAGUCCCGAUACCCGGUCACCCCACCGGAAUGCACCGCUGGAAUUUGAAGUACUAAGAAUGAAGACAUUGGAUGGAAGGUGUAUAUAUAGUAGGCAUACUAGUAUAAGAUCGUGUGUUGUCUUAUUUGGUAGCUAUGUAACAUCGUCCACUGUGGUCUAAUUGUACUAAUGUAUAUGUUUGAGUUGUCUUUGUUUCUCGAGUUAAUUGUGGGUCAAUUGUACCAAUGUAUGUGAUUGUGUUUAUUUGUGAAGUUAAUCUGUAAAAUUGUUGCUGAAAGCUGUAAUAAGCUAUGUGCAAACAUUGCUCCGGAUACUUUUGAUUGUCCAUGGUUAACUUUGUCUGUUU